Alligator sinensis (Chinese alligator) is the source of this 2680-nucleotide messenger RNA. RefSeq names its product Ras association domain family member 8 (gene RASSF8). The record is from RefSeq and is a predicted model, not a curated record. The coding region runs from base 340 to 1599 and encodes 419 amino acids. NCBI's taxonomy places the organism in Eukaryota, Metazoa, Chordata, Crocodylia, Alligatoridae. The transcript is spliced from 6 exons. Gene Ontology annotation, biological process: signal transduction.
ACGCUCCCACAAUGCCGCGGCGCCCGGCCCCGUUACCAGGCAGCUCGGGCCGCGGCAGGGCCGGGAAGGGGCGGGGCGAGGUGCCCCGAGCACAGCUGAGGGGAGCUGGCAGUCGGGAGCCGCGCGGGCAAAGCUGAGGAGCCGCAGUGCUGGAGCCGCCGCUCGCGGUUCUGUAACUGGAGAUUCAAGAAAUAUCUGAUCCAGGACUUCGUGCAUUCUUGUUUCCCUCUCCUGUAGAUCUUAACUGGUAAGGGGAGUCAGCCCUGUCAUCUUUGGUGUAACUGUAAACAUGACUUGACCGGUGAUUACAUUCAUGGCUCUUGGCUGAUCUGGUGAACCAUGGAGCUCAAAGUAUGGGUGGAUGGAGUCCAAAGAAUCGUUUGUGGGGUCACUGAAGUAACAACUUGCCAGGAUGUUGUGAUAGCCCUUGCUCAGGCUAUAGGUCGCACCGGAAGAUACACAUUGAUAGAAAAAUGGAGAGACACAGAGAGGCACCUGGCACCUCAUGAAAAUCCAAUAAUUUCAUUGAACAAAUGGGGACAGUAUGCAAAUGAUGUUCAGUUAAUAUUACGUCGCACAGGACCAUCUCUCAGUGAGAGGCCAACUUCAGACAGUGUUGCUCGAAUCCCAGAAAGAACUUUGUAUCGGCAAAGCUUACCUCCAUUAGCCAAGCUAAGACCUCAGAAUGACAAAUUGAUAAAAAGAAGAGAGCCCAAAAGGAAAUCUUUGACCUUCACAGGGGGUGCAAAAGGAUUAAUGGACAUUUUUGGCAAAGGUAAAGAAUCUGAUUUCAAGCAAAAGGUGCUCAACAAUUGUAAGACAACAGCAGAUGAGUUGAAGAAACUGAUACACCUCCAGACUGAGAAACUUCAGUCCAUUGAGAAACAGUUGGAGUCAAAUGAGGCUGAAAUUCACUACUGGGAGCAGAAGUAUAAUUCCAGCCUGGAAGAGGAAAUUAUCAAGCUCGAGCAGAAGAUCAAAAGGAAUGAAGUGGAGAUUGAAGAGGAGGAAUUCUGGGAAAAUGAACUGCAGAUUGAGCAAGAAAAUGAAAAGCAGCUGAAGGAACAACUCCAGGAGAUCAAGAAAAGGAUUCUGGAGUGUGAGAUUAAGUUAAAGGACUGCAUGGCUCAAAUUCACAACAUGGAAAGUGGCCUCGAGGCAGAGAAGUUGCACCGUGAAGUUCAGGAGUCCCAAGUGAAUGAAGAAGAGGUCAAAGAAAAGAUUGAGAAGGUGAAAGGUGAAAUUGACAUUCAGGGCCAACAAAGUCUAAGGUUGGAAAAUGGCAUUAAAGCUGUGGAAAGGUCAUUGGGCCAAGCCACCAAACGAUUGCAGGACCGAGAGCAAGAACUGGAACAGCUAACAAAGGAGCUGCGACAAGUAAAUCUCCAGCAGUUUAUCCAGCAAACAGGAACAAAGGUCACAGUGCUUCCUGCAGACCCUAUCGAAAUAGAGGCUUCACACGUAGAGCUUGAAAGAGAGAUGACAUUUCAGUCUGGGUCCCUGAAGCGUCCUGGUUCAUCAAGGCAGCUCCCCAGUAAUCUUCGUAUUCUGCAGAAUCCUCUGUCAUCUGGUUUUAACCCUGAGGGCAUUUAUGUAUAACAGUAGAUACCUCUUUUGGAGAGGACCUACAAAGGUAUCCUGGGCAUAAUUUUUUUUUAUUUCACCGAUGCUGAAUGGAAGAAGGUUUUCCUUUCUGUUGGGCCACCCCACAUUGUUUUUUCAUUCUACACACCACUUGGAGCCAUACCCUUGUGCACUGAUAUGUUAAAGAACAAAGGAACCAUGUUGAUACACAGUUGAUGACGGUGACAUUCUGUCCAACACCUAUUGUGUAAAAGCUUUAUUACUGCUACUUCAGAAGCAUUUAGAAAAGUAUUAUUCUAUGUAUACGCAUAAAUAAAAACACUGACUGAGCAGAGUGAAGGAAACCACAUAUGCAGUGGAUAUAAGGUUUAAUUUAUUCCGUUUAAUCAAUGACUGUGUGAAUGUUGACCUUUUAAUAUUUUUUUUUAUUUUAUUGCUUUUAACUUGUGACUGAUUAUGUAAUGUUGUAUUUCUCAGUUUGACAAAUAUAUAUAUUUUUUUUUUUUCUUUUUGCUUGUGCAAGCAUCCAGCAUUUCAUCACAUAUCAAGUCUCAACCACAGGAGUGUUGUGGAGGUGCUGUAUCGCCAAGAUGGUCUUUAACAACUGAUUGUGUGUGCUGACAUUGUGGAUUAUGAUACAUCCUGCCCUUUGCUAUCUUUGAAGGCCAAACUGAGUUUGGAGGAUUCAUUUCCUAUUGAUUUCUGCUUUGAGGAAUGGAUAGUUCAUUCAAAAGAUUAUGGAAUUUAUACCUGGCUUGAUAUGAGUAUAUUCAAUGUCUGAUUGAAGAUGCACUAGCUAGACCAUAUUUUUUUAUAUAGAAUGCCUAUUUCAGAUAUUUUGCUAUGUUGUAUAUGCCUUUAAGAAACAAACAAUGUAAGUAAGGAGUCUUCAUCAUAUCUUACAAAAAGAGUUUAAAAAAUUUUCAGUGUAUUUUUACUCUUCUCCCCCCCCGGCCAUUACAAGGUUCUUGUUUUGAUGUUGCUAAAAAUAAAAUCUGUAAUUCAAAAAAAUUCUCUCAAAGCAUGGUGAGUGUAUAGAAUCCUGGUCCCAUGGAAGUUGGCAGCACCAGAACUUCUGCCAGCUUCACUGAAGUCA